AUGCUUGCCUCCCAUUCAUCCAUCGUCCCCUGCUUCGGCCUCAAUCCAAUGGCGUCGUCUAGUGAAAACGAGGCACUUCCAUCGACUCAAACCGCCACCACCAUGGCCUCUCGCCGCUCCCCGCCCUCAGCAUUGUCGCUUUCCCUUUCCCCCGCUGCGCUGCUCGUUCUAGGCCUGGCUCUUCUCGGCCUAUCCUGGCCGUCCAUCGCCGCGUCGUCCCGGCGCGUGCUGCUGCAGGCCGGCGGCGCGGCAUCGGACCGCGCGGCGGCGUUCGGGAGCCGCGUGAUCUUUAACUCGAUGCAGAACGUGGGCGUGCAGGACGGCGGCGCCAUCUCGCUCACGCUCGACCGCACGGGAGGAGCGGGGUUUGAGUGCAGCGACGCGUACAGCUUUGGCAUGUUCAGUGUGGAGGCCAAGAUGCCUGCCGGCUACUCUGCUGGCGUCUGCGCCACCUACUUUCUGCAGUCAGGGUCAUACGAGCAGCGCAACGAGUGGGACUUUGAGUUCCUGGGCUCGCCCAACACGUCCGUGGGCAUGACGCUGCAGACCAACGCCUUCAUGGGCGGCACGGGCGGCCAGGAGGAGCUCUCUGCGUUUGGCUUCGACCCCGCUGCUGACUUCCACACCUACUCCAUCCAGUGGGGCCCCGACCAGACCGUGUGGCUGGUGGACGGGGAGGUGCGGCGAGUGAUGGGCAGCAGCAACCCUGCGUACCCGCGGGACCCCAUGCGAGUCUACUUCAGCAUCUGGGACGCCUCCACCUGGGCCACUGGGCCCAGGACUGCGCGCAUCCCAGUCGACUACAGCUAUGCU
This is a messenger RNA of Closterium sp. Naga37s-1, 813 nucleotides long. The record is from the annotation of a GenBank genome assembly. Lineage: Eukaryota; Viridiplantae; Streptophyta; Zygnematophyceae; Desmidiales; Closteriaceae.